Molecule: messenger RNA, 1171 nt
Organism: Leguminivora glycinivorella
Lineage: Eukaryota; Metazoa; Arthropoda; Insecta; Lepidoptera; Tortricidae
Product: protein rolling stone-like
Exons: 4
Coding region: 73-762 (229 amino acids)
Cellular component (GO): membrane
Source: RefSeq, a predicted model, not a curated record
AAGUUUUGCGAAGAAGAGCAUUUGAGGAAAUUCUACAGAUCAUCUUGGCAAAAGGGUGAUUCGCCAAUACCGAUGUUACUGGUGCGAGCCUUCGAGUCUACUUUGGCAUUUGGGAUAUUGUUAUGGUCUUUGUUUGAAGCCGCGAUACCUCAAUGGCUGGUUUAUCUCACUACUUGGGGUAUAAUAAUGGUUUUUGCAAUGGCGGCCAGCGGCCUCUACGUAUCACUGUGUGCUGCGAAAAAAAUGAUACCGGAGGUAGGCAAGCCACCGUGGUACGUAAUGCUGUACUGGGUACUGUUCAACAUAUCAGUUAGUUUAGCCAUCGUUGUAACCCUGCUAUAUUGGAGGUUAUUAUCCGAAAAUGCUAGUAAAUAUGGGAUCCAUGAACGUUACUUCUGGUUGGAAACUUCAUUGCAUGGGUUUAAUGCCGUGUUAGUUCUGAUCGAGUUAUUUGCGUCUCGGACCCCAGUGCGUUUAGCGCAUAUCUACCAGCCGCUUCUGUUGGGCGUCGUGUACACUAUAUUUUCCAAGAUAUAUCAGAAGGCUGGGGGCACUGGCGCACACGGAGAACCGUACAUCUACAAGUUUCUGGACUGGAGCGAGCCGCAGGUCACGUUGCAAACGACGAUCGGCGUUGCUUUAAUGAUCAUCGUUCUAUACGUCUUUUUGUGGGCUUUAGCGUUUGUCCGAGACUGGUUGAGUCGGCUUUGUUGCUCUACUAAACAACCGAUAAUCGAACACAUUGUACCUAUCACUGUAUAGAAUCAGGAUCCAAUACGCUAAGUGACUAUAUCGGAUCCUCCUAGAUAUAAUGCAAUUUUUCAAAAUAUUAUGUUGACUUCUUAAAUGAUUAAUGCAUUACGAGUAUGUCUGUUAUUAAGUCAUUCUGCCGUCAUUUUUAAAAGGCAGUCUUCUCAGAACAUAUUAUUAUUCUUUAGGAGAAUACUGCUUUUUAGGACACUACGGCAGUAUGGUACAUAAUUUUGGAUCGGUGUAGGUACAUUACGUAUAAUUUUUUCAACUUUGUGUAACUAUUCAUUCGCCAAUAGUUAACAAUUUGUAGAAAAUUGUGCAUAUUUAAGGAAUAACCACUACUCCGGUUUUUAAAAGGUUCAUAAAAAUAAAAAUAUGUAAGCUAAGAUAUACAGAAUAAAGCGCCAUCUAUUGUUGA